Andrographis paniculata is the source of this 2612-nucleotide messenger RNA. Its product is annotated as dynamin-related protein 5A. Gene Ontology annotation, molecular function: microtubule binding; GTPase activity; GTP binding. Gene Ontology annotation, cellular component: membrane; cytoplasm; microtubule. NCBI's taxonomy places the organism in Eukaryota, Viridiplantae, Streptophyta, Magnoliopsida, Lamiales, Acanthaceae. The transcript is spliced from 9 exons. The record is from RefSeq and is a predicted model, not a curated record. The coding region runs from base 105 to 2483 and encodes 792 amino acids.
CCACCGGGAAGACAACCACAUUUCUGAGUUCUCCGUCGAAGUCUCAAUCAGCGGAGAAAUCUUCUUCGACGAAGCAGCGCCACCGCCAGUACCAACAAUCAUCAAUGGAAAGCUUUAGCAAUUCCGGUUCCGAAUUCAAAAGGAGAUUUGAGGCCUACAACAGGCUUCAGGCUGCCGCCGUUGCAUUUGGGGAGAAGCUCCCCAUCCCUGAAAUUGUAGCUGUCGGUGGACAGUCCGAUGGUAAGAGUACACUGCUGGAGGCCCUCCUAGGGUUCCGUUUCAAUGUGCGGGAAGUCGAAAUGGGCACACGUCGCCCCCUCAUUCUACAGAUGGUUCACGAUUCCACUGCUCUGGAGCCUCGGUGCCGAUUUCAGGAGGAGGACUCUGAAGAAUAUGGGAAUCCUAUUGUAUCGUCCACAGCAAUUGCAGAUACCAUACGCUCUCGUACGGAAGAGCAUUUGAGGAAGACAGGAUCUGCAGUUUCUUCUAAGCCCAUUGUUAUGAGAGCAGAAUAUGCUCACUGCCCGAAUCUAACUAUUAUAGAUACUCCGGGAUUCAUUCUCAAGGCAAAGAAAGGUGAACCUGAGAGUACUCCCGACGAAAUUUUGUCAAUGGUGAAGUCCUUAGCUAGUCCGCCACAUCGGAUACUUCUAUUUCUUCAACAGAGUAGCGUUGAGUGGUGCUCAUCCCUCUGGUUGGAUUCUAUUCGUGCAAUAGACCCAACAUUCAGACGAACAAUCAUUGUUGUCUCCAAAUUUGAUAACCGGCUUAAGGAAUUCAAUGACCGAUGGGAGGUGGAUCGAUAUUUAAGUACAAGUGGAUACCUUGGAGAGAACACUCGACCAUUUUUUGUGGCUCUACCAAAGGAUAGAAAUAUAGUUUCCAAUGAUGGGUUCCGUAAGCAAAUAGCUCAGGUAGAUGCUGAAGUUUUGCAGUAUCUGCGUGAUGGUGUUAAGGGUGGAUUUGAUGAAGAGAGGUACAAAUCCUACAUAGGUUUUGGUUGUCUCAGGGAUUAUUUGGAAUCUGAACUCCAUAAGAGGUAUAAAGAAGCUGCGCCUGCCACAUUGGCCAUACUAGAACAGCGCUGCAAUGAAAUAACUGUUGAUUUGGCUAGAACUGAAAGCAAAAUACUGGCAACUUCUGAUGUUGCUCAUCUUCGCAGAACUGCCAUGUUGCAUGCUGCGUCACUCUGCAACCAUCUGGAAUCACUUCUGGAUGGGGCAGCUGAUCCAGCACCUGAGCAAUGGGGAAAAACAACAGAAGAGGAAAAAUUGGAGAGUGGUAUUGGUGGUUGGCCUGGCGUUAUUACAGAUACAAAGCCACCCAAUGCAACCCUUCGUCUGUAUGGAGGUGCUGCAUUUGAGAGAGUAGUUCACGAAUUUCGCUGUGCCGCAUAUUCUGUGGAAUGCCCAGUAGUGUCAAGGGAGAAAGUUGCAAACAUCUUACUUGCACAUGCUGGCCGAGGCGGGAGUAGAGGUAUUUCUGAGGCUGCUGCAGAAAUUGCACGAUCUGCAGCUAGGUCAUGGCUUGCUCCUCUUCUUGACACAGCAUGCGACAGACUUGCUUUUGUGUUGUGCAAUCUGUUUGAUAUUGCUAUUGAGAGAAACCGACAUCGAAACUCAAGAUAUGGAGACAUGGAUGGCUAUGUUGGUUUCCAUGCUGCAUUGAGGCAAUCUUACCACAGCUUUGUAAGGAAUCUUGCAAAACAGUGCAAAAAAGUGGUCCGUCACCAUCUUGAUUCAGUGACUAGCCCAUACUCUCUAGUCUGCUACGAGAGUGAUGCAGCCGGGAACUUCAACUAUCGAGCAAAUCAAACUUCAGCUGGAUCAUUCUGCUUUGAUCUGUCUGCUGAGAAGCAUGUAUCAUGCAAGGAAAGAAUCAACAAUCAAGAAAACAUCCCCCUUGAGAAAAAUGAGAUCACACCUGGUAAAGCACCUGAAGCUAGAGAAGCUCUUCGUGAAUGCCAGAUGACUGUGCCUGAGACCCCAUCACCCGACCAGCCCUGUGAUGGAGACUAUGUAGUCAAGAAGGAACUCGGCAACUGCAUUGACGUUGGUGCAAGAAAGCGCCAUUCCAGAAUUGUAGGAAGUAACAGGAAUUCAGAUAAUCUCAGAAUCAUCGCAAACACUGCCAAUGGUACCCUAUUCAGUAAUGGAGAUAAUGCAUCCAAACCAGGAUCCGGAUCAUCAGCAUACAUAGAGAUCUGCUCAACUGCUGCUCAGCAUUUUGCUCGAAUUCGUGAGGUUCUGGUUGAGAGGGGUGUGGCCUCAUCUCUAAAUUCCGGGUUCUUGACCCCAUGCCGAGAAGAGCUGAUGGUGGCACUAGGGGUCGAUUUAUUUGGCGUAAAGGAUGAGAAAUUCAUGGACAUGUUCGUCGCACCGGAAGCAAUGGAUGCACUGGAGAAUGAAAAACAGUCCCUCCAGAAACGCCAGAAAAUCCUCCACUCCUGCUUGAAUGAGUUCAAGAAUGUUGCCAAGAAAUGAUCAUCAACAACAGCAUAUCAAGUGAGACUGAAACUCCGCCGCCGCCGCCUCCGCCACCAUCAUCGUCGCCGUCGUCUCCGAGCACCACUUUUGUCCAGGCCGACAUCUCCACCUUCAAGCACGUCGUCC